CGAUAUCACUAUGCAGAAAUUGGAUAUUGUCAUUUCAAGGGCGUUUUGGUUAGGGUUGCGUUAUUCUUGCAUGGUUGGAAAUGGGUGUUUGUUUUUUUGGGUUUGAGUAGACGUGACAAUUGGGCGACGGUCAUUGUACGAUUAUGUGGUGUGGGCCCAUACUUAGCUAUCCAGUAG
Bipolaris maydis ATCC 48331 is the source of this 177-nucleotide messenger RNA. The record is from RefSeq and is a predicted model, not a curated record. Lineage: Eukaryota; Fungi; Ascomycota; Dothideomycetes; Pleosporales; Pleosporaceae.